This is a messenger RNA of Aplosporella prunicola CBS 121167, 2601 nucleotides long. RefSeq lists its product as uncharacterized. The transcript has 2 exons. The record is from RefSeq and is a predicted model, not a curated record. Gene Ontology annotation, molecular function: RNA binding. Gene Ontology annotation, cellular component: nucleus. The coding region runs from base 144 to 2339 and encodes 731 amino acids. Lineage: Eukaryota; Fungi; Ascomycota; Dothideomycetes; Botryosphaeriales; Aplosporellaceae. Gene Ontology annotation, biological process: tRNA N2-guanine methylation.
CUUCCUGAUCCACGACACUGGCUUCUCUUCUUCUGUCAGUUCGCUACCUGCGCGCAGCCCCCGCGCUCCGACCCAAUUCCCCCAUAUUAUGGCACAUCGGCGGUAGCAGCAAACACAGACCAUUCCACGCCACCACCAUCACCAUGGCCGAAAGCACCUCCGCAUCCUCCGUUCCGCUCUCCGCUGAGCCCCGCGCAGACCAGCGCGUGACUCACGAGGGCAGAGAAUACACGACCAUAAAGGAGGGUCUCGCAUACAUCCUGGUGCCGCCCAAUGCCAUCACCGAAGCGGACCCCAAGAAGGCCGGAAAGUACGAGGAAGGCGUCGAGGAGAAGCCGUCGGUGUUCUACAACCCGAUCCAGCAAUUCAACCGCGACCUGAGCGUGCUCGCUAUCCGGGCGUUUGGCGAAGAUGCGCUUGCGCAGAAGCAGCACAAGCACGAUCAGCAGAUGGAGCGGAACAAGAAGCGCAAGGAGCGGACGGCGAAGCGGAAGCUGGAGCAGGCGGAGAAGGAAAAGGGUGCUGAGGGUGGUGAGGAUGGCGCGGAAGAGCAAAACGGACGUAAGAGACAGCGGACAGAUGAUACUGGUGCUGGGAUCACGAAGGAGCCAACGGGAUCAGCAGAUGCGGCCGGCGCGUCCAAGGACGAGAGCGCCAUGUUCGACGACUCGGUUACCAAGGACCAGGAUAUGCUGGCAGCCGAUGGCGCCGCGAAGCCCGCGACGGAGGAGGAUGCCUCGGCGACGAAUGGCGCGCCCAAGGGGCCACGCUUCAGGAUCCUCGAUGCGCUCUCCGCUACGGGCCUGCGCGCGCUACGAUACGCGCAAGAGAUUCCUUUCGUGACAUCGGUGACGGGCAACGAUCUGUCUCCCGCAGCGACGGACGUCAUGAAGUUGAACAUUGCGCACAACAAGUUGGAGCAGAAGAUCACGUCGGUGACGGGCAAUGCACUGGCGCACAUGUACCUGCAUGUGGGACAAGAGGGCGUCGGCGGGCCAGGUGCGCGCUAUGACGUGAUUGACCUGGACCCGUAUGGGACCGCGGUGCCGUUCCUCGACGCGGCAGUGCAGGCUGUCACCGACGGCGGGCUGCUGUGCGUAACGUGCACCGAUGCGGGCGUGUUCGCCUCGACCGGCUACCUCGAGAAGACGUACAGCCAGUACGGUGGGCUGCCGCUCAAGGGGCACCAUUCGCACGAGGGCGGCUUGCGCCUCAUCCUGCACGCCGUGGCGACCGCGGCGGCCAAGUACGGUAUUACUAUCGAGCCGCUACUGUCCCUGUCCAUUGACUUCUACGCCAGGGUGUUUGUGCGCGUGCGCAAGGCCCCGGCGGAGGUGAAGUUCCUCGCGGGCAAGACCAUGAUCGUGUAUAACUGCGACUCGGGGUGUGGCGCGUGGACGACGCAGUACCUGGCCCGCAAUGUGCAACAUGAGGGCAAGAAGGGCUUGUACUACAAGCACAGCUUUGCGCAAGGCCCGUCGGUGCCGGCGCGCUGCCCGCACUGCGACUUCAAGACUCAUCUCGCUGGACCCAUGUGGGGCGGCCCAAUGCACAACCCCGCAUUCAUCGAGAAGAUCCUCAGCUACCUGCCGGGCGCCGACAAGACGACCUACGGCACGACUGAACGGAUCGAAGGCAUGUUGCGCACAGCGUACGAAGAGCUACUGCCCGACACACCGAGCACGCAGCCGGAGCUCUCGUCGACGACGGGCGCGACCUCAACCGACACCGCGACGCCAACUGACGAGCUCAAGCUGAUCCCGCGCGUGCCCGCCUCGGACCUCGACCGCCACCCAUUCUUUUUCAUCCCGUCGGACCUGGCGCGCAUCCUGCGGUGCCAGUCGCCCAGCGAAGCAGCGGUCAAGGGCGCGCUGCGCGGCCUGGGCUACCGCGCCACGCGCUCGCACACCAAGCCCGGGACGGUCAAGACGGACGCGCCAUGGGCCGUCGUGUGGGAGGUGAUGCGCGAGUGGGUGCGGCAGCGGGCGCCGAUCAAGGAGGGCGCCAUCAGGGAGCUCAUGCCGGGGUGGGGGGUGUGGCAGAAGCGGCGGGAGCUUGUUGUUGCGAAGGCGGCGGCGGAAGCGGCAGCGGCAGCGGCAGAGGGGGAAGCGAAGCCGGCUGAGGAAGCGAGGCCAGCAGGGGAAGCGAAGUCCGCAACGACGACGCCCGAAAACGGCGGCCGCAGGCGCUUGCCCUCCCAGGAGCCGGGCACGCCGCUGCACGAGCUCAAGGUCGUGUUUGAUGAGCAGCUGGGCCGCGACGCGCGCGAGAGCAAGAAGCUGGUGCGGUACCAGAUGAACCCGCGCGCGAACUGGGGGCCUAUGGUGCGCGCGAAGUAGUUAAUUUAGUUAGUUGCUCGUGGACGGGGGCGUGGGAAGAGGUGCUGUUGGUGUGUGUGUGGGUUUAUUUUAUAGAGGAGGAGGGAAAUAAGGCGCUUGCGUGCGUGGUGAAGUAGGUGUGUAGGCGUGUACGCGCUGCCUGUCUGUUUGCCUUCUUGCCUGUUUGCUUCCACUGUAUAUCCAUGCGAGUCAAAGAGUUUGCGAGGUGGUGUCGUGUGCGCCUAUCUAUGUAAACAGCAAAAUACCACACACACCCUAUCCU